CGCUUCUUAAUAGCUGUACAGUAUUUCAUAGUAUUAUAGUUAAUAGCUUAAAGGAGGAAGGCAUGAUUCUUCUUACUGUACUUUUCCCAUGUAUCAUUUCCACAUACUCGGCGUCUGUGAAAGGUCACAAUACUGGUCCAAGAAUUAACAAUGACAAGUUAUAUAAAUUUGUCUACUCCACUGAAGUGCUUAUAGACAGGGUUAAAGGAUCGCCCCAGGAGAGCGCAGGCUUCCGAAUUUCAUCUGGAGUGGACGUCAACUUAGUGUGGAGAAAUCCCAAUAAUGAUGAUGAUCAGUUGAUCAAAAUUGCGAUAACAGAUAUAACCACUGAAAAUGUCAAUGAGCGUCCUGCAGAGAAAAACAUUUUUAAUGAAAAAAAUAAAGAUAAAAUAAUUGGAAAAGAGUUUCUAGCAGCUUUUAAAAGACCUGUAAUUCUCCAUUGGACCCGUGGAAAGGUUAACAACUUCUACUCUUACGCAAAUGAACCUGCUGUUGUUCAGAAUGUCAAGAAAGGUCUGGCGAGCUUGUUUCAGAUACAGAUGAAUUCUGGAACUGUCACUGAGAUGGAUAUUUCUGGGAGAUGCAAUGUUACUUACCAGGCUCGACAAAAUCAAAUCACUAAAAUUAAAGCCCUGAACACAUGCAAACUGGAAUUGGCAGGCUUUACCAGCCACAGUCAGAUUCAAGACUUCAGCAAAAAAUCCACUUCUGCUGCCAUUUAUGUGCUGGAAGACACUUUUUUAAAAACUGUGCGGGCAGAAGAACAUCAUAUUUUGAAGAAAAAUAUUUGGCGACAGGUUGAUGCAAAAGUCAUUUCAAAGCAGAGACUGGAGCUGAAGUCAACUGAAGCUGGCCCAAGAAUGAUGGCUGGAAAGCAAGUUGCCAGUAUUAUCAAGGCUCUGGAUUCAAAUUAUGUAGCCAUUUCACUAGUAGCAGAGCCAGUCAUCAAUGAAUGCAAAAGUUGUCCCUCACUCUCUCAGCACUGGAAUACCAUUUCAAAAAAGUUGGAACCAGAAAACCUUCCCAAAGCUGAUGCUGUGAGGGGAUUUUUAUCCUUUGUUCAGACUCUGAGGAAGGCUACAAAAGAAGAGAUCCUUCAGAUACUGAGAAGUGAAAGUAAAUCAGCAGUAGUACUCCAGCUGGUUGAUGCCAUAGUCUCUGCACAAACCUCAGCUUCUCUAGAGGCUAUGUUGGAAUAUCUAGACUUCAAGAACAACACUAGCUCUCUCCUUCUGGAGCGGUUCUUCUAUGCCUGCGGACUUGCCUCUCACCCCAACGAGUUACUACUCAGCUCUUUGAUAAAUAUAUAUCGCGGUCCAAUUGGAAACAGUGAAAUCAGAGAAACGAAUCUUAUCAUAAUUGGGGCUCUCAUCAGAAAGCUGUGCGACAGAGGAAGCUGCAAACUACCCGCUGUUGUGGAAGGCAGGAAGCUGAUCUUGGGAGGCCUGAGCAGGACUGAGAAGGCAGAUGAAGUGAAGACUUACCUACUAGCACUAAAGAAUGCCCUUCUGCCUGAAGCUAUCCCACUGCUUUUGAAAUAUGCGGAGUCAGGAGAAGGACCUGUCAGCAAUGUUGCCGCUAGUGCUCUGCAGAGAUACGACCCCGCUUUCAUCACCAGUGAGGUGAAGAAAAUAAUGAACAGGAUUUAUCACCAGAAUCGGAAAGUGCAUGAGAAGAGUGUACGCACCACAGCGGCUGCCAUCAUCUUUAGCAGCAAUCCUUCCUACAUGGAAGUAAAAAAUCUCCUCCUCUCCAUUGGAGAACUGCCACCUGAAAUGAAUAAGUACAUGCUUUCACUAGUCCAGGACAUUCUACAUUUUGAAAUGCCUGCCAGCAAAAUGAUCCGCAGAGCUCUGAAGGACAUGUUCAUUCAUAACUAUGACCGAUUCUCAACGAUGGGUUCUUCCUCAGCCUUCUCUGGGUAUCUAAUGCGUGGCGCAGACGUGGCAUCCACAUAUAGUUUAGCCAUUCUCUACUCUGGCUCUGGCAUCUUGAGGAAAAGUAACAUGAAUGUCUUUCUUUUCAAUGAAAACACUCAACUUCAUGCCCUUCAGGUGGUGAUUGAGGCUCAGGGUCUGGAAUCCCUUAUAGCUGCAACUCCAGAUGAAGGGGAAGAAGAUCUGGAGUCCUUCGCCGGCAUGUCAGCAAUCCUGUUUGAUGUUCAAUUUAGGCCUGUUACCUUUUUCCGUGGAUACGGAGAUUUAAUGUCUAAAAUGUUCUCUGUCUCCUCUGACCCCAUUCAUGUGGUGAAAGGACUCAUUCUUCUGAUGGAUCACUCACAGACUAUCCAGCUGCAAUCUGGGCUGACGUGCAGCACCGAGUUCCAGGGUGGCUUGUCCAUUGACAUUUCAGGCUCACUGGAGUUUAGUCUUUGGUACAGAGAAUCCAAAAGCACUAUCAAAUCCCGGGGAAGCUACGUGGUUGUUGGCAACAUAGUUGUGGACUCCUCCUUUGUGAAGGCUGGCAUGGAGACCAGCUAUGAAAUGGAAGCAAUGCUGUAUGUCAUCACCACAGUUCAAUUUUCACAGUAUCCAUUUUUAGUUUGCAUAAAGGUGGACAAAACUGGAAUUCCGCUCAGGCAAUACAUAACCAAGUAUGAAAGCCUACCUUCAGGCAAAUCGUAUACCUCCCGGAAAGGAAACACAAGGCUACUGGAAGGUUCUCAAUACCCCCUUCACCAAGAGAACUCCAACAUGUGCAGAAAAGUUUUCGGUGACCAGUCUGAUUCCUCAGAAAGCUGGUUUUGAAGCAUGUGCUGCAUCUU
Euleptes europaea (tarantolino) is the source of this 2764-nucleotide messenger RNA. It is a transcript of the gene MTTP, whose product is annotated as microsomal triglyceride transfer protein. The transcript has 18 exons. Gene Ontology annotation, biological process: lipoprotein metabolic process; cholesterol homeostasis; lipid transport. Gene Ontology annotation, molecular function: lipid binding. Gene Ontology annotation, cellular component: endoplasmic reticulum; basolateral plasma membrane; Golgi apparatus. Bases 63 to 2747 code for a protein of 894 amino acids. NCBI's taxonomy places the organism in Eukaryota, Metazoa, Chordata, Lepidosauria, Squamata, Sphaerodactylidae. The record is from RefSeq and is a predicted model, not a curated record.